UUUCCACACUGCGAUGUCCCGGUCCGGCCUCGGGGAGCCCCGCUUCAUUAUCGUGGGCUACAUGGACGACACGCAGUUCGCGCGGUUCGACAGCGACUCCCCAGGUCAGAGCGCAGAGCCCCGGGCGCCCUGGGCGGAGCAGGCGGAGCAGGUGGAGCAGGAGGACUGGGACGAGGAGACGCGGAUCCUAAGGGACAGCACACUGUGGUACCGCGCGCAGCUGGACUCCCUGCGCGGCCUCUACAACCAGAGCGAGAGCGGCUCUCACACCCUCCAGAGGAUGUGUGGCAGCGACGUGGGGCCCGACGGGCUCCUCCUCCGCGCGUACAGUUGGUUCGCCUACGGCGCCGAUUACCUGGCCCUGAACGGGGACCUGCGCUCCUGGACCGCGGCGGACACGGCCGCUCAGAUCACCCGGCGCCAGUGGGAGACCCAGGGUGAGGCAGAGAAAUUCAGGAACUAUGAGAAGGGCAAGUGCUUGAGGUGGCUGUGCACAUUCCUGGAGUACGGGAAGGAGACUCCGCAGCGCACGGAUCCCCCAAAGACACGCAUGACCCACCACCCCACCUCUGAGCAUGAGGUCACCCUGAGGUGCUGGGCUCUGGACUUCUACCCAGCGGACAUCACCCUGACCUGGCAGCGAGAUGGGGAGGACCUGACCCAGGAGAUGGAGCUGGUGGACACCAGGCCUGGGGGAGACGGAACCUUCCAGAAGUGGGCGGCUCUGGUGGUGCCUUUUGGAGAGGAGCAGAGAUACACGUGCCAUGUGCAGCAUGAGGGGCUGCUGGAGCCCCAAGUCCUGAGAUGGGUGCCCCCUCCUCAGUCCUUCAUCCCUACUUCGGGCAUCAUUGCUGGCCUGGUUCUCCUUGGAGCUGUGCUCACUGGAGCUGCGGUGGCUGCAGCUGUGAUGUGGAGGAAGAAGAACUCAGGAGGACAAGGAGGAAGCUACACUCAGGUUGCAGGCAGCGACAAUGCCUAGGGCUCUGAUAUGUCUCUCAGCCCCUAAGGAUCUUUUACAAUGAACCUGAUGAGGCUCCUGUUGUGCACACCUUGGACAGCAGGGUGAUGGUGUCACUGUUGUUCUUAACUGUGAUAUUGAGCAUUUGUUCGUUUUUACUUUUCUAUGACUACAGUUGCUGUUUGUAUGGAAGUUUUGUACAUUUUUAUAGAGGAAGUGCUAUUUAUUUAUUACACUAUUUUGUCCUUUUUAAAAUUGGGUUAUUUCUUUCUGAUCAUUGAGUUUUAGGCAUUAUUUGUAGAUACAGUCCUUUAUCAGAUUUGUGAUUUGCAAAUGUUUCCUCCCACACUGUGACCUGAACUCCUUUACUGAUGGGAAAGCAAACACUAUUGCCCAGACAGGAGCAUGGAGAUAUAUAUAUAU
Talpa occidentalis (Iberian mole) is the source of this 1381-nucleotide messenger RNA. RefSeq names its product class I histocompatibility antigen, Gogo-OKO alpha chain-like. Lineage: Eukaryota; Metazoa; Chordata; Mammalia; Eulipotyphla; Talpidae. Gene Ontology annotation, cellular component: external side of plasma membrane. The transcript has 6 exons. Gene Ontology annotation, biological process: antigen processing and presentation of endogenous peptide antigen via MHC class Ib; antigen processing and presentation of endogenous peptide antigen via MHC class I via ER pathway, TAP-independent; immune response. The coding region runs from base 14 to 979 and encodes 321 amino acids. The record is from RefSeq and is a predicted model, not a curated record. Gene Ontology annotation, molecular function: peptide antigen binding; signaling receptor binding.